Messenger RNA from Plasmodium vivax (malaria parasite P. vivax), 2598 nucleotides. RefSeq lists its product as hypothetical. The coding region runs from base 1 to 2598 and encodes 865 amino acids. The transcript has a single exon. Gene Ontology annotation, molecular function: serine-type endopeptidase activity. Gene Ontology annotation, biological process: proteolysis. The record is from RefSeq and is a predicted model, not a curated record. NCBI's taxonomy places the organism in Eukaryota, Apicomplexa, Aconoidasida, Haemosporida, Plasmodiidae.
AUGAAGGAGCUGGAGGAGGCGUACAACAUAUGCCACUGCGGAGCGAACGUGAUAGAGAAGUGCUUCUUCGCCAAGGAGGUGAAGAGGAGCAUCAACAAGCGGGAGGUGCACAUGUACCAGCUGUGCAUCAUCCACUACCAACUGAGCAACCGGGAAAAAAUUUACAAAAUGGCGUGCAUCCAAGAUGACCUAGACAUGAGCAACAGCUUCUAUGAUGGGGAGUUAAAGAUGUACGUGUCGAAGGACGGGACCGUAGGAUGCCUAUUUUGUAAUGAGGAGAAGAAGAGGAGAAUCGAUUUAUUUAAAAAUGAAACAAACAACGGCAAGUUCUUCGUAACCUGUAUGAACAACGUGCCGAUAGGCACAGACACACACAGGCGCUUCUUCAUGCACGAGUCUUUUUGCUCCUUCAACGCGAGUAACACCCUCAUGAUUUACAGUGCCGAAAGUGACGAUAUGAAAUUGAAGAAGGAGAGUAAUUUUAUACAAAAAAAGGAUUUUGAAAUUUUAAAAAAAAUUAACAAUCAUAUUUACACAGAAACGUUUGGAGAGCAAUUUGAUUACUCCUUCUUCAAUUUGUUUGUUUAUAAUUUGGUGGACAAUACGGUUAAGUACAUAACGGUGAAGGACGUCUCGGGGUGUUACUACAGUCCCCAGUUUAUUGAUGACACCUCUUUUGUGUGUCUUUCAUACAGGACUGUUCCCUACCGACUGGGGAUAUACGCCUUUAAUGUGAGACCCAACGAUUUGUACCUCUGCACGUUGAACGAUUCGGAUGUAGAGCCUUGCGACAGGAGGGAGCGCGAUGGGAGGGAUGGGAAACGGGGGGGACUUCCCGGUGGAGGAGGAGGUGGCCAAACCAGUGAACGUAACCGGAAGAAUCACAUUCGGUGUGCCUAUGCUAAAUUAUCUGGAAAGAAUUUCAAACAUACAGCUGCGCCGCUCGUAAUUAGACACGACGAUUCCUGUGUGUUCGUAGCCUGCUUGGUCGUUUUUGCAAAAAAUGAGGAGUCGAAGCAGCACUUGAUGGAGUACAGCUUGGUGCUGAUAAAGCUGGUGAAGGAGGACGCCAAGGCGAGGGCGAAGAGAAAUAGGGGUAACGUACCACAGGAGGAGAAGCACGAGGUGCACGCGGAGGGUGGCUUCUACUGCAGUGGCGAGGGAAGUGACGGUACGAACGAUUGCGAGCAGGGGGGCCACCCCACCAGUGUAGCCGCAACACCUGUAAGUGCGGCCGCUACUCCGCCUAGUCAAGAUGACAUAUGCAACUAUAAGAAAGCGGAGACGGAGGUGAUCAUUCGGGAGGGGAGCUACACCGGGUUCUUCCGCGGGUUGUACACGAACGAAAUAAAGGGGUGCUGCUAUCCGUAUCUCUUCUUAAACACGAUUUUCUAUUGCAGCAAGAUUGCCAUCGCUGUGCACAUGUUCACGAAGAAGGUGCACCGAAUAUUAAUUCAUAACAUUUAUAAUCACAACGAUGUGAACACAAGCAUCGAAAUCAUGUGCAUGAAGGAGGAUAACCUGCUGGUGAGCAUCCGAAAUAUGCUGCUCAACGAUGUGCUGGCGUAUUGCCUUUUUAACGAAUCAAAUAUAAGUGGGGACUACGUGUACCUCACGAAUGUACGUAGUUACAAUCUCGACUUUACGACGUAUGAAACUAUUAAGAAGAAACAGACGAGCAUCAUUUAUGCCAAUGUGAAUGACCUGUCGGAGAAGCUCUUUAUGCUGUUGAGCCAAAUGGAAACGUCCCUUUUUAAUGAAAAGCAUCCCUACAUUAGGAGGAAAAAUGCCACCUUUAAUAUGCUAUACGAGAGCGAACUGGAAUUCCAGCAUGAUGUGCAGAAGAGGGGUCUACACCUACCAAACUUUAAUUUGUUUAAUGGGAAAAAUAAGAGGAACUUAAUCUUGUACAUCCAUGGGGGGCCCUACUGCACUUGCCUCAAUGAGUAUAAGGAUGUCUUCAUUUUUUUUGCCGCCUGCGGAUUUGACGUCCUCUGCGUCAACUACAUUGGGUCCCUUGGCUAUUCAGACAAACCGAACGUUUUAAAUGGGCACGUGAAUUCUCUCGAAAUUAAGGACAUCAUAGAUACGUUUAAAAAUUUUUACAAUUGUUUUGGGGACUACGAAAGCGUCUACCUGUACGGAGCAUCCUACGGAGCGUUUGCCUCCUGCGCCAUUCUAACCAAGUGCAACUUAUUCAAAAGUUGCUGCAUCAUCAAUGGGAUAUACGAGUGGGUUCUGUCCGCUCACUCGAGCGAUGUGCCCGAUUAUUACCUAAAUUUGUGCUUGAACAAAGGAGCAGAGUACGAUUGCUUUUUUAGUAAAAAUGACUAUGCGAGCAUGUAUGAAUUAUCCCCGGUGCACUGCGUGCAGAACAUUUGCACGCCGAUUUUGAUUGUUGCUUCGAAGGACGACUUGCGCGUCUCGCACCACAACAGCCUCUCCCUGUACAAGCGGCUGCGCGCGCUCAAGAAGAAGUCCAAGCUCUUCCUCUUCGACGACUGCACGCACUCCGUCAAGAACCUCGCCUUCGAGGAGACCCUCCUCCUCAACGUCGUCCUCUGGUUCUACGACUACGACAGUAGGAAGAAGCGGUGA